CUCGGAAAUGAAUAUGCAGGAUGAUACGCUAAGUGGAACAUUGGCUUCUGUGGAUAUUGCCACAGAACAAAACUUGAAUGAUUUGGUAAAAGUUGGAGAGGCAUUGUUGAAGAAACCAGUUUCGAGAGUGAAUUUUGAUACCGAUAAAUCCAAGCCUGUUCGUCCUGAGGUUACAAAUGCAGAGGCUCUUGUGAGGAUAGCGAGCGUUCUCUCUAAGGAGAGGGCUCAGAGGAGCAAGGUCGUUCAUGAAAGGACAUGAUCAGCAGCACCACCAAAGAAAUAAUAUGCUGCUCUCAUACGUAUAUAUAAAAAAUUCCUUUUAAUUAUGUUUAAUCUUCAAGAAAAAUAAGAGGCCAUCAAAGUCAUGAUGAAAUGCUAAGUCAAUUAUUUUAUUUUAUUUCUUCAUGUAAUUCAGUACUGAAAUUAUUUUCUCCCAAUGUAAGCAAGAAAUUGUUUA
Prunus mume (Japanese apricot) is the source of this 457-nucleotide messenger RNA. NCBI's taxonomy places the organism in Eukaryota, Viridiplantae, Streptophyta, Magnoliopsida, Rosales, Rosaceae. The record is from RefSeq and is a predicted model, not a curated record.